AUGAGGAAACGCUACAGAUCACCUGCUUCGGCAGUUGGUCGUCCUCGUCAUGAUCAUACCCGCCCAUCACUGUACCCAGACCUGUAUCCAGCAAGAGGACGCCGCAAUUCCUUCCUUUCUGAGCACGCUGCAAAACGCCAUCGAUUUAGUCCAAAGAGAGCUGAUUGUCGCUCAUCACCUCGAUACCACUACCCAACAGAGGAGUACCACAAUUCUUCCCCGGCUGAAAACGUUCUAAAACGCCGCCAAUCCAGUCAAGGAAGUGUCCAUACCCACCCAUUAUCUGAAUACCAGUACCCAGAAAGAGGGCGCCACAACUCCUCCCCUUCUGAAUACGCUGUGUCACACCGCCAAUUUGGUCAAGGAAGUGCUAAUAUCCACCCAUCAAUUGAGUACCAGUACCCAGCAGAGGAGCACCGCAAUUCCUCCCCUUCUGAAUACACUGCGAAACACCGCCGAUUUAUUCAAGGAAAAGCUGCAACCCACCCAUCAUCUGAAUACGACUACCAAGCAGAGGAGUACCGUCACUCCUCCCCUUCUGAAUACACUGCGAAACACCGCCGGUUUAGUCAAGAAAACGCUGAUAUUCAUCCAUCACCUGAGUACCACUACCCAGUAGAGGAGCGCCGCAGGCCCACCGCUUCCGAUCAAGCUGUGAAACGCCGCAAAUUUAGGCAAGGAAGUGACGUUUUCUUCCCAAAUCAGCCUCACCCUAGCGACGCCUCCUGGCGUGGACCACCUCCGUCGGAAGAGACACGACCUGAGAAGCCUACGAGUGGAGAGGAGCGCCAGCGCGGACAAAGAUUGUUCAGCAACCUAACAAAUGCCCUCUCGCGCAAGCAGACCGACAUUGCGCAAAAGACUCGUGAGGGGCGUCGAGAGCAGAUUGAAUUACGACAGCAAGCCAAAUUGAAGGCGGACACCUUUUUGUGGGAGUCUAAUCGCCAACGGAAGAGACGAACUGAGCGUCACGAGAUGGCUGAGGAUAUGGCAAAAGCUUUUCGAGAGAGAGAUGCCAUGAUGGCUCGGCAUGCGAAGAAUCUUGUGGAUGCUCGGUACUUGAAGACUGUGACGGAGCCCGUUCUGCUCUGGAGACCCGCCAAACUUCGAGAUGGUGAUGAAGAGACCAUCCGGGAUCAAAUUGAAUAUGCUGAGCGUACGAACGCCGCUGAGUACGCCGAAUUCAUGAAAAAGUACCCGGCUCAGACUUUCGACAAUGUGGAAUUUGAGGCAGGGAUGAUGAACGGAGACAUCCAGCCCCCAAAGGAGGAGCCCGAGUCUGUUGUUGAUACCGGUACCACUUCAGUUCCAAAGACAGAAUCAAAGUUUCACAUUGAGGAGAGCACUGCUGACAUUUUUGGAUCAAAGGAAAUGCAGGAAAAAGAUUCCUGCGAUACGAUGACACGGGAAACGAGAUUUGGUGUUGAAAGCGUGGGCUGUCUCAAAUGA
Penicillium pulvis is the source of this 1449-nucleotide messenger RNA. Its product is annotated as pinin family protein. The record is from RefSeq and is a predicted model, not a curated record. Bases 1 to 1449 code for a protein of 482 amino acids. NCBI's taxonomy places the organism in Eukaryota, Fungi, Ascomycota, Eurotiomycetes, Eurotiales, Aspergillaceae. The transcript is spliced from 3 exons.